AUGGUAGCCACUUCUGCACUUUUGAUAUUGUUUUUAGCAACGCUGUUACCAAGUGUUUUAUCAGAGUUUGGUGGUUUUAACCAUGAAGAUUUUGGACCACCAAAGCCUUACACUUUCGGAUAUAAAGUCCAUGAUAAAGAUGGGGACCAAUGGAGAUCCGAUGCGAUGGACAGCCAUGGGAAGGUGGAAGGCAGUUACGGUUACGUAGACACUCAUGGGAUGCAGCGGGAAGUCCACUAUGUUGCAGACGACGACGGCUUCAGGGCUCAGAUAAAGACAAACGAACCAGGAAUGAACGUUCCAAACCCUGCUGAUGUGUAUCUGCAAGCUGAACCACCAGCAGAGUACGAUGCAGCCAUUUAUGGAGUUGAAGACUUGGGUCCAGUGUAUAGGUCAAACGAUGUCCAACCACCAGUUCCUCGAACUGCUAUGAAAGCAGUGCGAGGACGAACUGUUCCAAGAACUGACCCAAAGACUUUCUACAAGUAUCACAGAUUCGCAGAGGCAUCUGUCCCUCCGAUAUAUGUCGUAGAUGGACAUCUACAGAGUCCGUGGUUCCCUAUGGAAGUUUCAACUAUUUAA
Messenger RNA from Uloborus diversus, 582 nucleotides. Its product is annotated as cuticle protein 19.8-like. The record is from RefSeq and is a predicted model, not a curated record. NCBI's taxonomy places the organism in Eukaryota, Metazoa, Arthropoda, Arachnida, Araneae, Uloboridae. The transcript is spliced from 3 exons. Gene Ontology annotation, molecular function: structural constituent of chitin-based larval cuticle. Gene Ontology annotation, cellular component: chitin-based extracellular matrix. The coding region runs from base 1 to 582 and encodes 193 amino acids.